This is a messenger RNA of Aricia agestis (brown argus), 1384 nucleotides long. RefSeq names its product zinc finger protein 277. The transcript is spliced from 2 exons. Bases 70 to 1350 code for a protein of 426 amino acids. The record is from RefSeq and is a predicted model, not a curated record. NCBI's taxonomy places the organism in Eukaryota, Metazoa, Arthropoda, Insecta, Lepidoptera, Lycaenidae.
UUAAUUAAAUAAAAAACUAUAAUACAUUCCUAAUUGUAUCAAGUUUUUGUUUUAUAUAUUAAUAACAUAAUGGCAGAGAGCGAUAAACAGUUUUUUGGACCCUUAACUUUGCAUCAGAAAUGUGAAAAAGCAAUAAUUUUUAAGACUGAUGAACCCUCUGAUUGUCCAUGUGUCCUUUGUGAAGAAAUUUUCACUUUACCUGCUGCUGAGAAGCCAAUGCUGACACAUUUGUUCAUGAAACAUCGUCUGGUCAUCGCAGAUGUAAACCAAAUACCGGAUCUAAAAGCUUACAUGAGAUAUUGGAGACUUAGAUUCAAAGAUCAAAACCUGCCCUUUUUCUGCACCACAAUGCUAUUAGACUCCAAACCGGAUGGCACAAAAUCCAAAAAUGAGGAAUACUUUUUACUGAGUGACAUUCUACCAGAAGAUAAAGAACUCAGACAGAACCUCAUACAGGAAAAACUAGAGAAGCUUCUAGAAAGGCAUGCAUUCGAGCGAGAAGAUAAAAAUUACUCAAGGGAGUGCCUUUUCUGUAGAUUUGUAUCUCAUUCAACUAGAGCGAGUUAUUUGAAUCAUUUGUAUGAGAAACAUAAUUUUCAUAUUGCUAAACCAGACAAUCUAGUGUUCGUCGAUGAACUGAUAGACCUGUUAGCGUCAAAGCUUGAAAAACUCCAGUGUAUAUACUGCGAGGGACUGUUCAAAGACAGAAAUAUAUUAAAAGAACACAUGAGGAAGAAGGGGCAUAAAAGAAUAAAUCCUGCAAACAAAGAAUACGACAAGUAUUAUCUAGUGAAUUAUAUUGGAGAAAAACAAACACAUAAAGAUAAUCAGAAGCAUUCGAGACUGUGUUAUAGGGAUGAGAACGACUCUAAUCCAGAUAGCGACCCAGAAUGGUCGGAAUGGAAGGAGGAGAAUGGUGGAAUGAUAACAUGCUUGUUAUGUGAUCAUACGGAAUCAGAGUAUGAGGUUAUGUUAAACCACAUGAAGGUAAAACACGAGUUCUCAUUUUCAAAAGCUACAAAAGGCCUAGAUUUUUACCAAAAAGUCAAGGUGGUAAACUAUAUAAGACGACAAAUACAUUUAAAACAGUGUCUGUCGUGUGAAACUAAGUUUGAUGAAACAACAAAUUUAGAGAAACACAUCAAGGAAAUGAAGCAUUGGGUAUUGACCAAGGAAAAAUGGGACCAACCCGAGUAUUAUUUUCCAACGUAUGAAGAUGAUCUGUUCCUGUGUUUUAUCCAAGACGAUGAUGAGAGCUGGUGGUCCAGCGAUGAGCAAGAAGUGGACAGACGGAAUAGUAUGUCAGAUAAUAUUUCUAAAGAAAUGGCGUUAUCUGUAUUAAGUGAGUGAAUGUAUAGAUACAAUAUUGGUUUAACGAUGUUUG